Linum tenue is the source of this 135-nucleotide messenger RNA. NCBI's taxonomy places the organism in Eukaryota, Viridiplantae, Streptophyta, Magnoliopsida, Malpighiales, Linaceae. The record is from the annotation of a GenBank genome assembly.
AUGGUGGUCGCUGCUUGGGGGCUUUUGCCUACAAUUUGGGAAUAUGUUCUAUCACUACAACUGAGCUCCGUAGAGCUGUUUUGGGGCUCCAAGCGGCUUGGGAUGAGGGAUACCGCAAAGUGCAGCUUCAACUAG